GUUUGGAGUCAGUUUCUUCGAGCUUUUUGAGCUUUGUAUCAGCUUUAAACAUGAAUUAAUGGGACCGAUGAGCAAACGUACACAUUUCUUUGGCUCAGACAUCCCAACCCCCAUCUCCACCCCUCCGCUUUGCAGUGCAGACGUUGGCUUCAGCCUUAAACGUGUGUGUGUGUGUGUGUGUGUGUGUGUGUAUGUGUGUGUGUGUGGAUGGGGAUGUAAGGUGGUGUGCCGUGCGGCUCGUUGUGUGUAAGGAGGAGAAGCCGCUGCCUCCUUUUCUUCCCCUUUGCAGACAAAAAGCUGGACCCGCUCCACCAGGUCUGAGACGGUUCUACGCAGCACUUUUCUGGAUAAUUAGUGGAAACAGCCUUUAAACUCAGAUCCCAUCAGACGACCCGUCCCCUCCCUGGUUUUCCCAACAGGCAGUUAUGGCAGACGGCAGGCAGCCAGGCGAACACUGGGCCUCAAACGGCCAGGAGAACAGUGAAAAUGGAUACUCUGCCUACAGCUCGGCAUACCGGGAGAAUGGUUACCAUGGUGGAGCGGCUGCACACUCAACAGUGGAUGAGUCGGCCAAUUUGCCUCCCUCCCCUCCCCCCUCUCCAUCCGCUGAGCAGAUCGGGCCCGUGGCACAAGAGGAGAAGGUAGAGGGUGUCAGUCAGCAGCAGCAUGAGGAGGAGGAAGAACUGGAGGCUCCAGAGGAGCCCAGCAGUAACCAAGAGGAAGUGUCACAUGAGCAACCAGGAGUCUUGCACUUAGAACAGACAGAUUGUUUAGGAGAGCCCCAGGCUUUGGGCAUCCACAAAGUCCAGACACCUAAAGCCAUCAAUGGAGGAGGUCAUCAAGCUCAUCCAGACGAGAGCGAGGCAUCCAUUGAGUCAGACGUCAAAGAAGAAGAGAUGCCACUAGAUGAAAAACAGACAGCUGUUGAGAGAGCAAAACCUGAAGAACUCAAUUUGAAUGAACCAGCCCUUCAUCUCAUAGAAGAGGAAAAUGUACCUGAAGCUUCUUCGGUUGAACAAGUUCACGAAGAGGAAAGAAAUCCAGCAGAAGUCACUGAAAGGGUCAAGCUUUUGGAGUCUACAGUAAAGGGACAUGAAGAAACAUUACAACCACAAGACAUAUUAAGUCUUCAGGCAAAAGGAAACACAGGAGUAGGCUUACUAAGUAAACUGGAUUCUGCUCUGAAGGAAGGCAAAGACAAGUCAGGACUGGUUGAAACAAAAGGAAAGGACGGACAGGAUGAUCCGAGUCAAGAAACAGUGGAUUUGAAAUCCUUAUCUGUAGAGCACAGCUCUGGAAUAAAAACAUAUUUUGAGACAACCUCAAAAAUCCAAGAAGACCCAUCACAGAGCUACUAUGAACUAAGUUUAACACCAGAGACAACAUUUAGUGGAGAAUGUGGAGAGGAGAAGACAUUCAGGACAACACCUGGUAAAAUGUCAUUGGAACAAAGAAGUAUAUCCUUGAACAUUACUUCAGUGGGUCAGACGGCGAAGGUGGACAAGUCGAAGGCAUUAACCGAAGGCUUGUUUCCUAUUAGUGGAAGCUUUGAUGAAUCAGAGGUUUCUCCUUCGACUCCACUUGUUGAUAUUCAAACACCUAGCUAUCCUCCAGGAAUGUUGAAUACUCCAGCAUCUACUAUUUCACCAGAAGAUAUCGCCCCAAAAGCAGAAGCACCUUCUGAUCAGCACAGAUCAAGUUUUGAACAAUCAGGAAGCCUCUGUGAGAUGUUGGACUUGGCCGGGGUCUUACCUCAUCCAUCACUACAGAAGCAGGAGGUUGACUACAUGAGGAGGAAGUCGAUACCUGCUAAUGUGCUUGUAGUUAGUUCAUUGGACAAACUUGCCAUGACAGAGGAGGAUCUUGGCUACUGUGUGUUCAAAGAAUAUUCAGCACCAAUGCCUUCUCCAGCUGAUGCACCUUGUACUGGGGAAUGUCCAUGCCAACAUUUUCCCUCAUUGAAGGGUGACUUAGAAGGGAAUCUUGGUGUCUUGGAAGUUAAAGAUGUUCAACAAGAAAAUCAAAAGGAAUUGGUGUUGGAAAAGAAAGAAUCACCUGUAAAGUCUACCCUGAAUCUUGAAAGAGCUGUGCCAAGUGGGAUAAAACCUGAUCGUCUACGGAUCCCAAUCACGACUUCGAAAGAUAGACUCACUGAACUUCGUCUGGAAACUGGCCUACCUGGGGACAUAAAGAUCCAAGCAAUUCCUGAGGUUGAAAUUGAAAAAGACCCCUCAAGAGAGGCCUCUCCCAUCCCACCAGACAACUCAUUUACAUUUACUACAGCAGAAACUGGAAGCAAAGUGCCGCUGACUCCUACCACUCCUAAGUCCCCAGCUAAAACAUCUUUAGAAAACCAAAGCUCUGAAGAGAGGGUAACAAAAGAUGAACCAACAGAGUCCAUUUCAGUGUCUGAUGGGCUUGACAGCAAAACAGAAAAAGAGAAGGUUAAUCCUGAUGUCGAAGUUUCUGAAGAAAGGAGUGAUCAACAAGACAUGACCGACAAAGGCACGUCAUUUCAAACUUUACACUAUGGCAGUGAAGAAAAGGAGGACCUUAUGAUUAAAAGUGAGCAUGAGACACCUGCAAGAUUAGAGGAAACAGAAACACAAGAGACCUCAAGUACUGCUCAGCAUUUAAGCAUAGAAAAGCCGCUGAAUGUCCAAGUCCAGUCAAAGGAAAUGACUCUGACUAAAGACUCACCAAGCCCACAAAUAUCUUCUCCAAUCAUCAUAAUACCUCAAGUAGAAGAUGAUGAUGAUAUUGAGAUAGCUGAAGAGCCUCAAGAGAUGAUGGAAGAGCCUGAAGAGCUUAAGUUGGAAAAAACAAAUAAUCCAGUUGGAGAACUUGGAUCUGAAGAGCAGAAGAGGAGUCAAGUGAGGCUGAUGGUAGAAGAUCAGAUGAUGGAAGAUGAUCCAAAAUCCGGAGCAGAAGAAUGGAGUCACAGUGCUCUAAACAGUGACGAUGCAGAGCCUGCAACAGACAGUUCUCACUUGUCUCCAUGUUCUGACCAUGAUUUACUGCAGCAUUCAGAGGAUGCACUAGAAACCGAAGACAUGGACCAGGAUAAAAAAGAAGGCAUAGAGUUAGGCAAUGUGGAAGGAAUGGAAGAGAAUGAAGAAGUAAUGGAUCCAACAAAGACUGUGAAGAAAGAAGUCUCUGGUGAAGCAGAAGAGAAGAAAGAAAAUGAAUUAAUUGGGGAAAAGGCAGCUGAUGAAACUACAAUGGAUGUGUCAAUCCUAGAUACUGACAGUGGCUGGAUGGACUCACAAGAUGAGGAUAAAAGUAUCAUGACUGAGCAAAUCGAGGCCCUUCCUCUGACCCAGACUAAACCGUCUUUGGUGGUGGAGCGACCUUCGAAACGAGGUCCUACCAAAGGACGGCGUCACCCUGGCACUGCUGAUUGUAAAGUGUCAUGCAAAACUCCAAUCCACCAUCCACCAAUGGAGGAGAAAAUAAAGAAAAAAGUAGGUGUGAGGAGGGCUGACCAGAAUAAGGUGUCAGCCCUCCAAAGUCGCUCUCCUUCUCGAAAAAGUGGAGCCAAAGUGACGGCCAAACAUCCUAGGCCUGCUCCGCUUCACGUCACUGUUAGACGCAAGCCCACAGGUGUGGACCACCAUCAGCCGCUCAGUGUGUCCAGAGAGAGGCCCACUGAGCGAACGUACCGCAGCCCUGAGAAGAGGUCAUCCCUUCCCAGGCCGGCCAAGUCGCUGACUCGCCACAUUCCUGCUUCUGAACAAGAAGACAACAGCACCCCCUCUAGGCCAACCUCGAUCCGAACCGACUCCAGGGAGAGCAGGUCUGGAAGGGCCCCUAGUAUGGCAGGCACAGACUCAACCCGUUCCAGGUCAGUCCGUAGCGGCGCCUCCACUCCAGGCUCAGCUGUGACACCCGGCACGCCCCCCAGCUACUCUUGCCGUACCCCUGGAUCUCGCACCCCUGGUAGCCACACCCCGAAAUCCUUCAGCGUCCUCCAGGAGAAGAAGGUGGCGGUGAUCAGAACUCCGCCCAAGUCCCCGUCCUCCAUCCAGCGGCAGCUAAAGGUCCUCAACCAGCCCCUGCCUGACCUGAAGAAUGUGAAGUCCAAGAUUGGGUCCACGGCCAACAUCAAACAUCAACCAAAAGGAGGACAGGUUCAGAUUUUAAGUGAGAAGCUGGACUUCAGUCAUGUUCAGUCAAAAUGCGGCUCCAAGGAUAAUCUGAAGCAUGCGCCUAAAGGAGGCAAUGUCAUGAUCCCAAGUGUAAAGCUGGACUUUAGCCACGUUCAGGCUAAAUGUGGCUCCAUGGAUAAAGUCCACCACACAGCUGGUGGGGGAAACGUUCACAUCCAGACCAAGAAGGUUGACUUGAGCCAUAUCACCUCCAAAUGUGGCUCCAUGUCCAACAUUCACCACAGACCAGGGGGGGGUAAUGUGCGUAUUGAGAAUGUGAAGCUGGAUUUCAAAGACAAGGCCCACGCUAAGGUCGGCUCCAUGGAUAAUGCCAGCCACACUCCCGGAGGAGGGAAUAUCAUGAUCGAGAGCCAUAAGCUGAGUUUCCGUGAAACGGCCAAAGCGCGCGUGGAUCACGGUGCAGAAAUCAUAGUCACCCACUCCCCGGGCGUUGAGACCGGGGGCACCUCUCCUCGCCUGUCCUCUGCCGACGGCAUGAACAUGAUGGAUUCGCCUCAGCUGUCCACGCUGGCGCAGGACGUCACCGCCGCCCUGGCCAAGCAGGGCUUAUGAGCUGCUAGUACAGAAAAAAAAAAAGAAU
Messenger RNA from Nothobranchius furzeri (turquoise killifish), 4749 nucleotides. Its product is annotated as microtubule-associated protein tau. The record is from RefSeq and is a predicted model, not a curated record. Gene Ontology annotation, molecular function: microtubule binding. Gene Ontology annotation, cellular component: neuron projection. Gene Ontology annotation, biological process: neuron projection development; microtubule cytoskeleton organization. Lineage: Eukaryota; Metazoa; Chordata; Actinopteri; Cyprinodontiformes; Nothobranchiidae.